AUGUCCCGCAACCGAUGCGUUGAUGACAAUAAGCCAGGUCCGGCACAAAUCAAACACUAUGCUGACAGGGCGAGAGACGGUACGGGUCUCAUUGUGUCCGAGGGCGUGUUCAUUGACUGGACUGGUUGUGGUUGGCAAUACACGCCAGUCAUGAUCACAGACGACCAUGCCGCGGCCUGGAAAAAGGUGACCGACGCAGUCCACGAGGCCGGUGGCAAGAUGUUUCUCCAGGCCUGGCAUCCGGGUCGUUGUGCCCAUGACGAGAUGCCCAUUGCCAAGGAGCACAAGGCCCAGGUUCUGGCUCCGUCUGCUAUCAAGGCAAACGCAGGAGAGUACCGUGACUUGCCUGGCCAGCCUGGACAUACGGCCAAUGUCCACGCCAUCGAGGACCCGAAAACAGUCAUUGAGACAUAUCGACAUGCCUGCAUUCUAGCUAAAAAGGCUGGAUUUGAUGGUGUUGAGUUGUUAGCCCAAGGUGGCUACUUGCCUCAACAGUUUCUCAAUUCUCGCGCCAACAAGCGAACAGACCGUUACGGUGGCACAGUCGAAAAUAGGUGCCGUUUCAUCCUCGAGACGAUCGAUGCUAUUGCCAAGGUUUUUGACGGUCCAGAUGCUAUCUGCGUCAAGAUCUGCCCUACCGAUUAUUUGAACGACUCCGUGGUAGACUUUGGCGAGAUGAAAGAGACUUAUACCUACUUGAUCAAUGAAAUGGUCAAACUCAGGGGUUAUGACCCAGUUCUAGAUUUCGGAAAGCUUGUCAAGUUCCCGGGCAGCCCGUCCAAACUCAUGGCCAACAAUGACUACACAGUUGGGGAGGCUGACAGACUGAUAAAGGAGGGAAAGCUGGACAUGAUCGCGAUCGCCCGGCCUUUCAUUUACAACCCGGUGAGUAAUCCACUCUCCAAAGACUCGCAAUAUAAACUGACAUAG
Talaromyces proteolyticus is the source of this 930-nucleotide messenger RNA. RefSeq lists its product as uncharacterized. The record is from RefSeq and is a predicted model, not a curated record. The transcript is spliced from 5 exons. Lineage: Eukaryota; Fungi; Ascomycota; Eurotiomycetes; Eurotiales; Trichocomaceae. The coding region runs from base 1 to 930 and encodes 309 amino acids. Gene Ontology annotation, molecular function: oxidoreductase activity; FMN binding.